UGAUGAGCUCCAAGCUGCCCCGGGUAGCGGCAGCUCUUAAUCAUCCCACCUUCGAUUCCCACAAGCAAACACGCCCGCCCUCGGCACCGGACGCAAUCAUUCUUUCGUCUGGACCGCAAAUCGGAUCGCAACCAUGGCUGUCGACACGACCAGUAGCGCCAAUGAGGUCGCCAGGUGGAAAUACUUGAACCACAUCCGCAAGACGAAGGGGCCUUUCAACGAAAAUGACGAGACUCCCGAGGACAUGCCAGACCCCCUGGAGACCUUCAAGAUCCUGGUCAUCGGUGCUGGUGGCCUGGGUUGCGAAAUGUUGAAGAACCUGGCCAUGUCUGGCUUCAAGAACAUACAUGUCAUAGACAUGGACACCAUCGAUAUAUCGAAUCUCAACCGCCAAUUCCUCUUCCGGGAACACGAUGUUGGCAAGUACAAGGCCACUGUCGCUGCUGAAUUCGUCAUGAAACGGGUCAAAGGUGUCAACAUCACCCCGCACACCUGCAAGAUACAAGACUUCGACACCAGCUUCUAUGCUCAGUUCCAGAUCGUGGUUUGUGGUCUCGACAGUAUAGAAGCCAGACGAUGGAUCAACAGCACCUUGGUAGACAUGGUUGACGAAGAUGACCCGGAGUCGCUCAAGCCGUUAAUCGACGGCGGCACUGAAGGCUUCAAGGGUCAGACUCGUGUGAUACUCCCCACUAUAACUGCAUGUGUUGAGUGUCAGCUCGACCUAUAUGCCCCAAGAGCAGCCGUACCUCUCUGCACGCUUGCCACUAUCCCGCGACAGCCCGAACACUGUAUCGAGUGGGCGCACAUCAUUGCGUGGGAACAAGAAAAGCCAUUUCCUGCUCUGGAUAAGGACGAUCCAGAACACAUUACCUGGCUGUACGAGAAAGCGUCGAUACGCGCCAACGAGUUCAACAUCCCAGGUGUCACCUAUUCACUGACCCAAGGCACAGUCAAGAACAUCAUCCCUGCCAUCGCCUCCACCAAUGCCAUCAUUGCCGGUUCAUGUUGCCUGGAGGCUUUAAAGAUUGCCACAGGUAUAGCGCCCUCGUUAGGACUCCAGGAUAACUUCAUGUCGUAUGAUGGUACCGAGGGUAUUUACACCAACACGUUUCAGUACGAGAAGAAGCAUGACUGCCCUGCAUGUGGACAAGGGGCGAGGCCGCUCAAAGUCGACCCGAAGUGGACAUUGCAAGAGCUUGUCGACUCCCUUGCGACCAACCCUAUGGCCCAGCUCAAGAAGCCUAGCAUCAGAGCCGACAGGAAGUCACUAUAUAUGCAGUCGCAAGCACACCUUGAGGAACUGACGCGGCCGAACUUGGUGAUAACACUUGAAGAUUUGGGCUUAACCCAUGGUUCCGGGAUCGUCGUGACGGAUCCCGCCUUUCCAUCCACGACAUAUGAAUUUUUCCUUCAGUUUCCGUGAGAGUCUGCAUGUGGUUGGCAUGGAGUUUAUAGAGAUACCAAAGAUAGAUACGCGACAACGAACUUCGAGCACCAUGUCUAGAGAAUAGAUGUACAGCUGCAUGUUAAUUCAUACAUGGAUCAAAAGGCACGUCACUUGUUCUACAGAUGGUCGAAUGUGCGCAUGGAUACCUUAUAGGCCAGACCUUUGAGGCCGUGGUUGAAUAGGUUUAGGUGUUACCGUUUACGUCAAAUGCCAAGCUUUUUGAACACUCAGCUGC
Messenger RNA from Truncatella angustata, 1685 nucleotides. RefSeq lists its product as uncharacterized. Gene Ontology annotation, biological process: protein neddylation. Gene Ontology annotation, molecular function: NEDD8 activating enzyme activity. Bases 134 to 1426 code for a protein of 430 amino acids. Gene Ontology annotation, cellular component: cytoplasm; nucleus. The transcript has 2 exons. The record is from RefSeq and is a predicted model, not a curated record. Lineage: Eukaryota; Fungi; Ascomycota; Sordariomycetes; Amphisphaeriales; Sporocadaceae.